CACAAGAUCCCUUCGGAGAAAUCCCCGAAUGAAAAAUUCCGCUACGAAUCCCGAAAAAAAGCAAUCAGAAGAUCCGAAGGGAUUUGAAAAAAGCAUUGCCUGAUUGAAGAAAAUCAGCGUCCAUUUUUGAAAUCAGCUGUUUUAUGUCGAAAAAAGUAAUCAACACACUAGAAACUAAAAUCCCCAAAGUAAAAAAAAAAAUCCCUCAAAUUUCCCUAAAAUCAUUUUUUAACCUUUUUUUAUUUUGGAAAAAAUUGAGUUUUGCGCACUUUUUUCGACUAUAAUAGGUUCUUAUCAACCUGUAACAUUAAUUUGAUUGAAAAUAUUAUAUGAAACUACCAAUUUUACUGCUUAAUAAAACUAAAACAUUUUCGUCUUCAAAUGAAAAAUUCCCAAAUGAGUAUGUUUAUUAAUGGUCUGGCGGCACUGUCCUUUCUGUCAGAUGCAUUUAUUCAAAUUCAUAAUUGUGUUUUUUGUUUGAUUAAAUUUGAAUUUUGAGUUGAAAAUUAAAGUUGUGUUUAUAAAUGGAUACAAUUGGUAUAGUUAUUGCUGCAGUUGAUGAAGAGGCAGUGCAGCAACAGGAGAUAAAAAUACAAAGAAGGCGACUUAGGGACACAUGCAAUCCCUUUGAUUUGGAUGCAACUUUAUUUAGAAAGAACUUCAGGCUCAACAAAGACGCCUUCAAAUACGUGUUGGAAGAACUUGAAGCGGAGCUGGAGCCAGGUGUUUUAUCAACAUCGAUGACACCAAUUUGUCGAUUGAGUGCGGUGUUAAGAUUUUUGGCUGAAGGUGGCUAUCAGCUUGGCACUGGCAAUGAUUUUAAGAAUGCAAUGGCACAAUCAACAAUUUCUACAAAUCUAUCAAAAGUGUUACAGAUCUUAGAAAGAAAGUUAUGCCCCAAGUGGAUUAAUCUUAAUAUGAAUGACGUGGAAACGAUUGAAGCAAAGGGGGAGUUUUAUUCCAAGGCUGGUUUUCCGAGCGUUGUUAUGUGCGUCGAUGGAACCCACAUUAACAUAGUAGCACCUGCUCAAGAAAAGGCCUUAUUUUAUAAUCGUAAAGGAAAUUUUAGCCUUAAUGUAAUGCUGAUUUGCGAUCAUAAAAUGAAGAUAAGGUGCGUUGAUGCAAAGUACCCCGGAUCAAACCACGACUCCCAUAUUUGGAAUCUGUCAAAUGCAAAAAUGCAUUUCAAGAAGAAGUACGAUGAAGGCGAGAGGAACACUUGGCUUUUGGGAGAUGCUGGUUACCCUCUGGAACCGUGGCUCAUGACUCCGUUUCGAUGUGUUGGUGACGACAGGUCGAAAACAAAGUACAAUAUAAGCCACAGUAAAACACGAAAUAUAAUCGAGCGAACCAUUGGGGUACUAAAAAAUAGAUUUAGAUGCAUUCUUGGUGCACGGCAGCUCCAUUACAGUCCACAAAAAGCUGCACAGAUUGUGAAUGUGGUAUGUGCUCUUCACAACAUCUGUAUUCAUUUCAAAGUAGAAAAUUAUUUGGACACAAUUCCUGAAGUCAGUCUAAAUGAAGAAAUCCACCAAGGUGAACAUGACCAGCAGACUUAUCGUAAUGCAGCAAAUACAAUAAGAGAAAAUAUAAAAAAUACGUUUAUAUAAAAACAAAAUAAAAUGUAUUCAUCUUAAGAAAAAAAUUGAAAACUAAACAAUUUACUUCUUAGUCUCAAAAAAAUAAAAAAAAUUAAAAAAUA
Messenger RNA from Eupeodes corollae, 1702 nucleotides. Its product is annotated as putative nuclease HARBI1. Bases 525 to 1610 code for a protein of 361 amino acids. The transcript is spliced from 4 exons. The record is from RefSeq and is a predicted model, not a curated record. Lineage: Eukaryota; Metazoa; Arthropoda; Insecta; Diptera; Syrphidae.